UUCAGUCGCAGGUGUACUCGUACACGGGGCGCGUUCAAUCGAAGUGGUUGUGCACAAGCAAUAAAGGAAAAGCUCGCAUUUUGUGACAACAUUGACCGUCGACGGUAGUGGAUAUCGAUCGAGGGGAAUCGUACACGUCUGAGAGCCGACCGAAGGAAUCCCGUUCCAGUAAAUCUUUUAGUGAAUUUAACGAUUCUUCAAAGCCUAUCUUUGUAGGCGACGAAAACACCGCGGAAGGGCUGGGAACAUCCCUCGUGGAACAAGAAAGAAGACGAAGCGUGCAUGCUGAGACGACCGUCGUUUAGUGGCCCAUCCAAGAUCGGGUGGGAAGUCCUUAUGGUAGCUGAGGGGCGCGGACGAUCCUUCCCGAGCGAGAUCCGAGGGCUUAAGGGCUGGCCCCGUCGUUGGAUCCACUCGGCCAGCACCUAUAUUUAGAAGAACCAUGACCGAUAGAAACGAAAAUGUCCUAUGCGAAAAAGAGGGUGAAUCGAACGGUCAACCAGUCUCGUAUAAACCAGCGCGGAAUUGGAACAACAACGACAUUCGCAGCAACGCCAACGGUUCGGGGAUUGUGAUCAGAAGGAACGAAUUGAGUACAACGAAGGAUCUGAAUCAUUGUCAAAAAUCGGACAAUCGUUUGAGGGAUCAAAGGAACUCGAAUUAUCGAGCACCGAAAAAAGCGCCGAUAGUUGGCUGGCAAAAUGGGAGUCCCACCGUCUUUCCUAGUACACCCUGUCUCACGCCCGAUCCAGACGCCGUCGACUCGAUCGAAUUGUCCCAUUCACACAGCGUCGCCUCAUCCACGAAGAGUUCUGGUACCUGCCAGGACUCUGGCCACACCGAGGAUCUCAGCAGCCUAGCCGACGAGAAGCUAUUCGAAUCCACACCUGCUCGUACAAUCGACUGUAGCGUCGAGUCUUUGUCCCCCGACAAGGACACUUUCCUAACCACCUCUCCAGAAAUAUGCAGAAGCAAGGACCUCAGCUUAGGCGACGAUCUGAAAGACAAACUUGAUCUACUGAGCCCUGGCACCGAUUGUACAGAGGACAGAAUACCCCCCACGCCGAUCGACAACAGCUACCUGACUUCCCCGAACCUCACAAUAGGACCAAGCCCCACUAAUAGAAGCGAGUCCCUGGCGACGCACCCGUACGAUAAAAGCGUCGAGGCUCUCGAUCAGAAGUACAUCGAGUCCAGAGCGAUAAUCACUUCUAAUCCAGGGUAUCGGCAGCAUGACUCCAGAGAUUCCAUCGAUUCUGACAGCAUUCUGGAUCUGGAGGAAGCAAAAGGCAAAAGCGCAGAGGGUAAACCCAAGGUUCCCGAUGGUGGUUGGGGCUGGGUAGUCGUGCUGGCUUCUUUGGUCAUUUCCAUGAUAGCUGACGGGGUGUCCUUCAGUUUCGGGCUGUUGUACAUCGAGUUCCUGCACGAGUUCAGUGCCUCGAAAUCGAAAACCGCGUGGAUAGGGUCGUUGUUCAUGGCGGUGCCACUUUUGUCUGGUCCCAUCAUGUCCGCCUUGGUCGACCGUUACGGAUGCAGGAGCAUGACCAUCGUAGGUGGCCUGAUCUCGGGAUUCGGCUUUGUCCUCAGCUGCUUCAGCAACACCAUCGAGGUAAUGUACUUGACUUUCGGAGUCAUUGCGGGUCUGGGUCUGGGUCUGUGCUACGUCACUGCGGUCGUGAGCAUCGCUUAUUGGUUCGACAAGAAGCGAACGUUAGCUGUAGGUCUCGGUGCCUGUGGCACGGGAAUCGGUACGUUUGUCUAUGCCCCCAUGACGACCUUCUUCAUCGAGGAGUACGGUUGGCGCGGCACCUGUCUGCUCCUGGCAGGGACCUUCUUCAACAUGAUCGUGUGCGGAACGGUGAUGCGCGAUCCCGAGUGGUGGAUCCUGGAGCAGCAGAAGCAGAGCGGCACCACUCCCAAGAAAUCCAUCACGAAGUCCGAGUGCGACAGGUCCACGGCCAGCCCUGUGGACGAUUUUCCUGGUGUCGAAGAGCUGAGGAGAAUGCUGAAGAACGGUCACGCGCCCGAGUAUCUGUUGCAGAUUCUUAGCACCACCACGGAGGAUCCACACGCGACGAAUGGCGACAUCAAGUUCAGGAGCGUGGUCAACCUGCCUACUUUUGUUAAGCAUAAUGAGAAGGUGCCCGUGGAAGUACUGGAAUUACUUGCCAGUAAUCCGAGGCUUUACAAGGUCAUUCUGGAGAACUAUCCCAAUCUUCUAGCAUGCCGAAGCUAUUCAGACAAAAACCUACACGAUUCCGCGGGGGAGAUUGGCAACAAGAGUGUCGUCACCAUGUCUAUGAGGAUCAAGCAAGCAAACGACGAACCAAAAGUCGAGGACCCUCAGUUAGCGAGCAAUGUUCACUCAGGAUCUGCGUUUGAUUCCACUAAAGCUAACGUAACUAGAAAAAUAUCCAAAAAAGAAUCUGAAGAGGCUAAUCCUUUGUUGGACAAAGAAUUCGAACACGCGGCGGCUGAAGGGCGAAAAUCAAAAUCGGUGUCUAAACAACGCUUAGGGGAAUUGAACUGUGGCGUCGUCAGAACGGACUCGCUUCCGUGGCUAAGGAGACAAUUCAAUACGAAUACUCACUAUUUUAAAGACAUCAGAGUUCACAGGAACUCCGUCAUGUACCGGGGUGCUGUCCUAAACUUGCACAAGUACAGAUUAAGAGCCAGUAGCUGUCCCGAUAUUUAUAGGAAUAGUAUGACUACAUUGGCGAAAGAAAAUGAGGAGAAAUGGUACGGCGAGUUGUUGGAUUUACUGAAGGGUAUGAUGGACUUCUCAAUGUUCCUGGAGUUACACUUUUUAUUGUUAUCGCUGUCAACGAUCUUGUUGUUUACUUGGUUUAUCGUGCCUUACUUUUAUCUCGCCGAACACCUUACUAGAAACAGUUACUCGGAAUCUGACGCUGCGAAUCUCCUUAGUAUUAUCGGCAUCACCAAUACAAUAGGAAUGAUUGGCCUCGGUUGGGCAGGAGACCAACCCUGGAUGAACGUCAGCAAAACGUACACAUGGUGUUUAGUCGCCUGUGGUAUAGCAACAAUUAUGAUGUCAAUAUUAACUCCUUAUUACAACCUGUUGAUGGCCACUUCGGCGGCAUUUGGCCUCUUUUUUGCGAGUAACUUUAGCUUCACACCUGUUAUACUCGUAGAAUUAAUACCUUUGGAAAGGUUCACCACUGCCUAUGGCCUUAGUUUGUUGUGUCAGGGUAUAGGAAAUCUUCUUGGUCCACCACUAGCCGGUUGGUUAUUCGAUGUAACCAAUUCUUGGGACUUGUCCUUCCACAUGGCCGGUGGUUGGAUCAUUCUCUCUGGACUUUUGGUAGGACUGAUUCCUUACACGAAGAAUCGUAAGAUUUGGGGCGAGGGUCCUAUCGAAAUGGAACGCGAGAAGGAUUGUUUACCUUAAAUUCGUUAUUAACUGUGUUUUCAGCAAACCGAUAUUACCGUUACGAAAUUAAACGACGAAUAUGUUGAUCGAUCCCCUGCCAUAUAAUUUUCUUAACAUUCUUACAGCAGUGGCUUCGAAGUAUAAAAGGAUCGUGAUUAGGAUGAAUAUAAGGAAAGUAUUCAUACCUUGUCCCAGGUCGCUCUUCGUUUGUUAAUUAUUGUGCUAAUAUUGUUUGAAUCCUUGCUAUAAUUUAAGGAGUUACGCCACAAAAGAAAAUAAACUUUUUUGCAAUUAAGUGUCAAUAUAUAAUCAAAAUAUGGCUUGCUAAAACAAUCUGUUUUAUUUUAAACAUGUUCAUUUCUCAAAUUAAAGAGAUUUGUUCAAAUUAUAUAUAUUCUUCUAGAAAUUGUAAUAUUGCCCAACUUUUGAUUAACACUGAUUAAACACUGAUAACUCGCGCCUAAUGUAGACAUACAAAAUAUUUGACCAAUACUUAUUAUAUGUUUUAUUCGUAGGAAUAAAAUUCAUUUUAAUUAGGGACAUAGUAUUGUCCCUAAAAUAUCGUGAAAAUAACAUUUAUUUUGAUGGUCUAGUGUGGUGUAACUCCUUAAAGCAAUCUAACAAUGUGCACUACGCAGUUAUUACUUAAUUAAAUUUCCUAAACAAGUAAUAGUUUCAGUACUUAUCGGUCAAUAUAUUUAUAAAAUGUAUCAUACACUGAAUGUACAUAUGUUAAUAGUGUAGAAUUAUUUAAAAUCUAAUAAGAUGCAGUUAAUUGUGUUUGGUAUGCAGUAGAAAAGAUAUAGCGAUCGGUUACUUUGGAAUUGUCUUAUGGAAACUACAAGAAUUGCAAUCACGGAAUUGUCAAAACUGAACAAGAAAACAAUGAAAUAUGGAAGUAAUUCAACGAAUUUUUUUGCCUAGUCAUAUUGACCACGCCAAGCAGUCCAGAUUUCGAUACAAAAAUAAGAAGAAGAGAGAUUUAUCGUUACUAAAUCUUAUUAGAUAUCGUCUUUGGCUAAGUUUUUUGUUUCAUUAAAAUGACAAAACAAUCUUAUCUAUCGGUUCCAUGAAAUUAGUGAUUUUCCGUUUGAUUAACACACGUGAUACGCAUUAUUUAAGUAUUGAAUGACGCAAAAGUAUAUCUCUUGAUAAAGCUGAAAUAUUGUUAUUUUUAACGAAAAUAGAAUUAAAUUAUAGCACGA
Hylaeus volcanicus is the source of this 4596-nucleotide messenger RNA. RefSeq lists its product as uncharacterized. NCBI's taxonomy places the organism in Eukaryota, Metazoa, Arthropoda, Insecta, Hymenoptera, Colletidae. Gene Ontology annotation, biological process: monocarboxylic acid transport; transmembrane transport. Bases 443 to 3409 code for a protein of 988 amino acids. Gene Ontology annotation, molecular function: monocarboxylic acid transmembrane transporter activity. The transcript has 8 exons. The record is from RefSeq and is a predicted model, not a curated record.